AUGGACAACGCAUCAGCUAACUCAUUACGCAAAAGAAAGAACUCCAAUUUCAGCGAAGACAUAUCGCCAACUCCAAGUAAAGCAAUAAAGCUCGAGAAUUCCGACGAUGUCGAAGAGCGCGCCGAUAAUAAUCAUGCCGAAGCUACCGCGACGCCUUCAGUCAAGUCUGACCGAUCAACAGCUGAAGUCGAGGAGUUCGAUAUGCAAUCGCAUAUUUGUGAACUCUACAGAUUUAUUAUCAGUGAACGCUCACUUGGCCGUGCCCCUAUGAAGAUCCAGAGACUUAUCAACAUGGAUUCUUCGUGCAGAAACUUCUAUGCGUCAUCCAUACGUGAUUGGAUCGAUCAGGAACAUGGGAAUUUUUUGGAGCAAUAUCGCCAGAGACCAGAUAGCAGAAUCAAUUUCAAGGGAACCCGGAAAUACCUUACGGACAUCGCCAAGCUUUCACGUAUGUCUCGUGGACUUUCGCUUUCUUUUGAACUUGCACUCUACCUCUGCGAGCAUUCUUACUUGGUACCAGAAAAUGGCAAGAUACCACGUCCAAAUCGAGGCGAUUGCGGCCCCUGCGACUCCCUGCUACAUAAACUCUGCCUGAGAAUGAGAGACGAAUAUCCCAAUUUUGAACCGGAAAUACACCUUUCUCGUAUUAACGACCAGCGGAAGCAUUUCGAGGCAGAUGAUGACGGCCUCAUACAACACUUGUUGCGAACUGGAGAUCUACUAGUAAGCUGGGUAGAAGGACCUUCUGCUGCUCAGGCUAUUUAUGACAGCACGAAGGAACUGAUAUUGACCGACUAUAACCAUAUAGUAGAGAAAUUGCAAUCUGCUGUGGCCAAAAACCAUAGUAGCUCUUCACGCAACUCAAACGUCCCUGGUCACUUGGUUCCCAGCGUGGAAAAGAGCCUUCCACGGGUCAAACGGCUGUUGUCCAUGGCUGGAGGCAAGGGAUUGGCUUUUGACCUGCUUCUGUUUGCUGGUCGGCACUCGUAUGUCGAACGCAAAAAGGACCCUCUUGGUCGUAGGGUGACUGAAACUUUCGAUCAGGCUGCCGACAAUCUACUUGUCCAAAUUUCAAACGCUAUCAGGGAGGAGGAUCCAACUUUCAGACCUGUUGAUGCCAUGGAAAUGCUUAUUGAAGAGAUUGAGACUACUGGUUACGUCGGAUAUUUCCCACAAUCUUAUAAAUUGUUCUCGUCUUGGAUGCCAGAAGUAGGAAAGUCUCAUGCAAGAAAGGACUACGAUGAUCUCCACGCAAAAAUAAAGAGCGCCCAUGCUGCUGUUGAGCGUAGACUAAGAAUUUUCGUCAAAGAUGGAUCUCGCCCAACCGUGGAUCUGCUCGGCAGGAAAAUGGUUGAAUUUCUUGAUGAAAUCAACAAACUCAGCAUGAAGUUGGGAGGACUUUUUCCUGCCAUAGAAAUUGCUCUGUUCUUGGGUGAGUGUUCCUAUACUAAAAUGGAGGGUUUGGGCCCGCUCUAUGGCUGGGAUAGCAAAAGUUCAUUCCGUUGCAAGAGAGACUUCGAUCCUCGGGGGGAUGAUUGUUUAAAGGAACUACUUCAAAGAGUGAUCGAUGCCAACUUGUCGUUGGAUAUGGAUUACUAUGGGCGUUUGAAGAAGUCUGUCGAUUACCUCAGGCCAUACGGAAUCACUACUUACUUCCCGUUGUCCUUUGAACUACUCCGCCGAUUAUCUUGA
This is a messenger RNA of Botrytis byssoidea, 1692 nucleotides long. RefSeq lists its product as uncharacterized. Bases 1 to 1692 code for a protein of 563 amino acids. The record is from RefSeq and is a predicted model, not a curated record. NCBI's taxonomy places the organism in Eukaryota, Fungi, Ascomycota, Leotiomycetes, Helotiales, Sclerotiniaceae. The transcript has 2 exons.